AUAGCGUUCUGAUGAAUAUCCCUCCAUCUAAGUCACGGCGUAAGCUCAACAUGCCGCCAUCAUCGCCACCGUUAACUGUCCCCGACGAUCUUACUCUUGAACUCUUAUCGUUACUUCCCGUAAAAUCUCUCAUGCGACUCAGGUGUGUUUGUAGGUCUUGGAAUGCUCUAAUCUAUAAACCUAUCUUUAUAGCUCUAUCCUACCUUCGUGUGAAAUCUCUUGUGCAACUCAGAUGCGUUUGCAAGUCGUGGAGUGCUCUAAUCUCUAACCCUACUUUUAUAAAAAACCACCUUAAAAAAUCUGCACAAAACCCACACAUAGUACUAAUUUCGGUUACGGACAACUUUCCAAGCUAUUUCGUAGUGGAUUCUUUGCCGGUUAGUCGUUUAGUGGAGAACCCGUUGAUCAACCUGGCUGACGAUCAUCACUGCGGAAUUAAGGAAGAAAAUGGCAUCAGGGUUGUUGGUUCAUGCAAUGGCUUGCUUUGCUUGAGUAGCACGCAAUUAAUAAGUCUGAUUUAUGUCUGGAACCCGGCUACAAGGCAAAUAUCUACAAAAUCGGGGUGUUAUAACUUUUCGUGGAGAACCACCGAGUUUGCGUUUGGUUACGAUAUUUCGAGAGACACUUAUAAGGUAGUGGCCUUCUUUCAGGAUAGUAGAGAUGUGCAAGUUUGUAGCUUGGGUGAAGAUACUUGGAGAAACAUUCAAUGUUUUCCCAAGGUUUGUCUUCCUCCUCACUUUCGCUUCGACAGUGGGGUCUAUUUGAGUGGUACUCUUAACUGGUUAGUCGUACGAAAUAAUAAUGUUAAUCGUGACGGAAGCAAACUUAAGGUUGAGCAUUAUGUGAUCAUCUCACUUGAUUUAGGGACAGAGACAUACACAAAGUUGUUGCCCCCUCGAGAUUUUGAUCAAGUGUCGUUGGUUGAAUCAACUAUUUGUGUGCUGAUGGAUUCCCUUUGUUUUUCCCAUGAUUCUAAGGGAAUCAGUCUUGUUAUAUGGAAGAUGGUGGAAUUUGGAGUUCAGAAGUCUUGGACUCAAUUCUUUAAAAUUUGUUAUCAUAAUCUUGAGAUUUAUGAUAUUCACUAUCGGGUGGUGCCGUUGUGUCUCUAUGGUGAUACAUUGAUAUUGGUCGACUAUUUAGAUGGAAGACCGAUUCUCUAUAACUGGAAAAACAACAAGGGUAUGCGAACUAGAAUUACUGCAUCAAAAUGGUGGUUCUAUGUCAAUAAUUAUGUUGAAAGUUUGGUUUCAACGGAUGGGAAGUAAGUUAUUCUCUUGUUUGAAUUCAUCUUGAGUAAUGUAUUUUGUUAACUGUUUUGCAAUCUCUUAAUUGAAUAGAUUUGUUUUUAAAUACAAUUACUAAUUUCUUAGAUGAUUC
Molecule: messenger RNA, 1377 nt
Organism: Lathyrus oleraceus (garden pea)
Lineage: Eukaryota; Viridiplantae; Streptophyta; Magnoliopsida; Fabales; Fabaceae
Product: F-box/kelch-repeat protein At3g23880-like
Exons: 1
Coding region: 12-1265 (417 amino acids)
Molecular function (GO): protein binding
Source: RefSeq, a predicted model, not a curated record